AUGCUCCGCGCUCUUGAACAUUUCAUCAACGCCAGCGGAUGCUCGAGAUGGUGGUCGAGCUUCGCGGUGAUCGAGCUGCCCGAAGAUCUCCCUAGCUCAGGGAUUUCUCCCCAGUCGCAGCCUGGAAUGGGAUUUGGGCCGGCCUCCGGGUCUUGUGACGAGUCGUCAUGCAGCCAGAGCCAUCAAGAAGGGCAGUUGGUACACGGCCGGCCAUAUACUUCGACAUUGCAUCUCACUUUGCGCCUUCGACACUCUAGGCAAGCUAGUCAAGUUGCCUGUCGAAGUGAACAUCGCCAUUAUCUCCACCUCGGCGCCUUCGCUUCGACCGUUGUUCGGUUCUGUCUUUCGGGGUCGUCUUAUGACCGGACUAGAAAGCAUCGCGAUAGGGAAGGAGACGGUGAGGGUGGGAUUUCGGAGACUGUUGGGUCUAGGCGGCGGUGGGCGUUGCCACCUCAUAAGUAUCCGUACCCUGGUGUUGGGUUUGUCAUACCGGAUUUGGAGGAUUGUGAUCGUUAUGCAGAUGGUGGUGAGAAUUGGAUUUUGGGUGGUGAUGAGGUUGUUGGUGGGAAUGAGCAGAAGGUCGCGGUCAAUGUCUCGAGUGUGGUGACUGUUCCUGCGCCUGUGCAUGCUUAUGGGGUUGGGCUUGAUCAAGAUGGUGUAUCGGAGGUGAGACGGCUUGGUGAUAUCAUCAAGACGGUUGUUUUUGAGAUGAAGAGUGAAGAGAGGUAA
Penicillium canescens is the source of this 729-nucleotide messenger RNA. RefSeq lists its product as uncharacterized. The record is from RefSeq and is a predicted model, not a curated record. The coding region runs from base 1 to 729 and encodes 242 amino acids. The transcript has 2 exons. Lineage: Eukaryota; Fungi; Ascomycota; Eurotiomycetes; Eurotiales; Aspergillaceae.